AUGGGGAGGGAAAAUCAGAGCCACUUGUCUGAGUUCCUCCUCCUGGGGCUCCCCAUCCGGCCAGAGCAGCAGGGUGUGUUCUUUGCCCUGUUCCUGGGCAUGUACCUGACCACAGUGCUGAGCAACCUGCUCAUCCUCCUGGUCAUCAGGCUGGACCCUCACCUCCACACCCCCAUAUACUUCUUCCUCUGCCACUUGGCCUUCACUGAUAUCACUUUUUCAUCAGUCACAACUCCAAAGAUGCUCAUGAAUAUGCAGACACAGAGUCAAUCCAUCUCGUAUGCUGGGUGCAUUUCUCAGGUGUAUUUCUUCUUAAUGCUUGGGUGUCUUGACAGCUUUCUUCUCACCUCAAUGGCCUACGACCGGUACGUGGCCAUCUGUCACCCCCUCCACUAUAUCACAAUUAUGAGUCAGAGCCUGUGUUUCCUGUUAGUAAUUGUGUCCUGGAUCCUAUCCUCUGUUAGUGCCAUCUUACACACCCUCCUCCUGGCCCGUCUCUCUUUCUGUGGAGACAACCUUCUCCCUCACUUCUUCUGUGACCUUGCCACUUUACUUAAACUGUCCACCUCAGAUACCACAGUCAAUGAGCUGUUUAUCCUCACUGUGGGAGUGGUGGUCAUUACCCUGCCAUUUGCAUGCAUACUGGUCUCUUAUGGUUGCAUUGGGGCCACCAUCCUUAGGGUCCCCUCCACCAAGGGACUCUACAAAGCCUUGUCUACAUGUGGGUCCCACCUCUCUGUGGUGGCUCUGUACUAUGGAACAAUUAUUGGACUGUACUUUUUUCCCUUAUCUAAUUACUCCAAUGACAAGGAUGUUAUUAUGGCCAUAUUGUACACUCUGAUCACUCCCAUGCUAAAUCCUUUUAUCUACAGUCUGAGAAAUAAGGAUAUGAAAGGCGCUCUGGGAAAUAUACUUAGUAGAGGAACAUUUUCAUAA
Molecule: messenger RNA, 936 nt
Organism: Dama dama (fallow deer)
Lineage: Eukaryota; Metazoa; Chordata; Mammalia; Artiodactyla; Cervidae
Product: olfactory receptor 1J21-like
Exons: 1
Coding region: 1-936 (311 amino acids)
Biological process (GO): G protein-coupled receptor signaling pathway
Cellular component (GO): membrane
Molecular function (GO): olfactory receptor activity; G protein-coupled receptor activity
Source: RefSeq, a predicted model, not a curated record